Xenopus laevis (African clawed frog) is the source of this 5812-nucleotide messenger RNA. RefSeq names its product R3H domain-containing protein 2-like (gene r3hdm2.S). The transcript is spliced from 25 exons. The coding region runs from base 453 to 3545 and encodes 1030 amino acids. Lineage: Eukaryota; Metazoa; Chordata; Amphibia; Anura; Pipidae. The record is from RefSeq and is a predicted model, not a curated record.
UCAGCGCCGUCGUGUGCUGACGCUACACGUAGCCUGCCAGGAGGAGGGGUCUGGACAUUUUUUUCCUUCUUUUAUUUCCUUUUUCCCCUUUUUUCUUUUCUUUCUCUUUUUUUUCUCCCCUUUUCUCCACUCGUUCACUUUUAUCUCCUUCCCAUCAUUUAUUUUGUCGGUUCUUCUAUUUUGUGAUGCCCCCUAGUCUCCCACGCGUGUCUCCGGCGGACUCCCCUGUCUCGCAUAGCCGGGGCUGACCGGGCUGAGACACCCAUAUCAUUCCUACUGAAGCAGCAGCAGCAGCUCCUCGACUUCAUACCGAAUUAUUAGUUCGCUUUCAUUCCUUCCCUCAACCUUCCCUGAAGCUCUGGGCCCUGAUCUCUGGGAGACCCCUACAGAGAGUGGGGACAAGAGACGUCCGAUACGAACAAGUUGCAGGUUGCUACACCCUGCUCUGUAUUAUGCUGAAGAUGUCCCAUGGCCGCACAACCAAGGAAGCUCUAGAGAUUAUGAAGGAGUCGGAGAAGUGUCUGGUUGAGGAAUCUUUAAACCGGAGCAAGGUUGUGUCCAGAUCCCCUAGUAAAGAGGAUCAGGAAUCUGAUGAUCCAAACUCACGCCAAGAUCCACAGAGGCGGAAUGCAAGCCACGGACAUGCUAGGAAGAGAGCCAAGUCUAACUCAAAGUUAAAGCUUGUAAGAAGUUUAGCUGUGUGUGAAGAGUCUUCUGGACCUUUUGUAGACGGUAUUCUGGAACCUCAGGAUGUCAUUCAUCUACAUAUUAGCUGCCCAUCUGACAAGGAAGAGACGGCCUGUAAAGAUGGAUCUGAGAAAGAAGAGAAAAGUAUAGAAAAGGGUCCUAAGAAAAUGCUGUCCAGAGACUCUAGCCAGGAGUACACAGAUUCUACAGGAAUAGAUGUACAUGAAUUUUUAGUGAAUACACUGAAAAAUAAUCCAAGGGACAGAAUGAUGCUGCUAAAAUUAGAACAAGAAAUUCUUGAAUUCAUUAAUGAUAAUAGCAAUCAGUUUAAGAAGUUUCCACAGAUGACCUCAUAUCACAGGAUGCUUUUGCACCGUGCUGCUGCCUACUUUGGCAUGGAUCAUAAUGUAGACCAAACAGGCAAAGCCGUCAUCAUCAAUAAGACCAGUAACACACGAAUUCCUGACCAGAGGUUUUCUGAGCACAUCAAGGAUGAGAAGAGCUGUGAAUUCCAACAACGGUUCAUUCUGAAGAGAGAUGAUGCCAGCAUGGACCGGGAUGAUAAUCAGAUUAGAGUACCAUUACAGGAUGGUAGACGGAGCAAGUCCAUAGAAGAGCGAGAAGAGGAAUAUCAACGGGUACGGGAAAGAAUUUUUGCACGGGAGUCUGCCCAAAAUGGUCAUAUUGUAGAAAGCAGAAUCUACAGAGAAGGCUUUACCGCUAUUUCUCACAAAAGGAGACAGUUGUUUAGAGGGAACAGAGACUUGCUGAAUCGAGGCUCUUGCAGUCGGCAGAGCAGCACUGAAAGCGAGCUGAAGUCUUUGGAUCCCAGGCCCUGGAGUAGCACAGACUCAGAUGGCUCCUGUCGUAACAUGCGUCCUCCAGUAACCAAAGCCAGCAGCUUUAGUGGCAUCUCCAUCUUAACAAGAGGGGAUAGUAUUGGGAGCAAUAAAAGCACCACCAACCGCACUGGCAGGCCAGGCUUGCCGCUUGGUACCCCAGAGGUUUGCACUCAAGUUUCUCAGCAGUCCACUCGAAGCAUAAUACCAUGCAAUGCACAGCAGCAGCCCCAUCCUCACCAAGCACUUCCACCCACUCCCCAGCAACAGUCCAUGAGUAACCACUUAAUAUCACAGACCCUCCAGCCCUCUUCACAACCAGUCCAGUACUCCGCCAGCUCCUGCCCCCAAGUCCUUCUACCAGUUUCACCUCCCCAGCAGUACAAUGUGGCGGAUGACAUAAAUAAUCAUUUUCAUCAGAUGACUCUUAGUCGCCAGGGCUCAUCUGAGGCACCAGAUCCUUCCUCUGCCAUCUACCAACCACCCCUCAUCUCCCAGCAUCCCCAGCAGGCUGGCUACAUCAUGACAUCUGGGGGGCAAGCUCUUCCCACCACUGGCUACCCUUCCUCAGGGCACCCAUCCCAAACUCAACAAGUCAUCUCUCAGCAGGGAUACAUGCAGCCUCCACAGCAAAUUCAGGUCUCGUAUUACCCCACGGGGCAGUACCCAAACUCUAGCCAGCAAUACAGACCUUUGUCACACCCAGCUGCCUACAAUUCACAGCGUAAUCAGCAGGUCACCCAACCACCUCAGCAGCCUGGUAUGCAGCCCAUUGUUCCCAGUCAGCCUCCUGCUUACCAAGGCAUGAUGAGUGUGCAGCAGUCACAGAAUUCUGCCAUAAUUAGCAACCAGAGAGCUAGUGUUGGCAAUCAGAUGCAGAGUAUGAUGGUGCAGUUCACUCCACUCCCCUCAUAUCAAGUCCCAGUUGGAAAUGAAUCACAGGGAGUUGUGCCGCAGACCUAUCAGCAGUCAGUGCUGGUGCCCACCAACCAAUCAGUUCAGGGAGCCAUGCCAACCAGUGGGAUGCCAGUUUACUACAGUGUUAUACCACCAGCUCAACAAAAUGGCUCUAGUCCUUCAGUUGGCUUUCUCCCGCCUCCUGGCUCAGAGCAAUACCCAAUUCCUCAGUCUCCCUCACCUUGUAGCCCUACACAGAUUCAACAGCAGUAUCCAGGCGUGAACUCUUCAGGCCUUGGAGUUGUUGUAAUGCAACUGAAUGUACCCAACGGCCCACAGGCUCCUUCCCAGAACCCACAAAUGGUACAGUGGAACCACUGCAAAUAUUUUAACAUGGACCAGAGGGGACAGAAGCCUGAACAUUUAUAUAACCCAGAUGUCAGCAGUCAGGCCAGUAACCUGCUGAGCAGUCCCAUUACUUCCCCAGCACAGUCUCCAACACCUUCCCCAGGCUCCAACAUAAAUAGUGUGUGCACUGGUCUUUCACCACUUUCUGUCCUCACUCAGUUCCCUCGGCCUGUGGGCCCUGCACAAGGGGAUGCUCGAUACUCCCUUCUAGGACAACCACUGCAGUACAACCUCUCUGUCUGCCCCCCUUUGCUGCACAGCCAGUCCACAUACUCUACACAAAUGACUGGGAUGAAGCACGGAAACCGAGGGAAAAGGCAGGCUCUGAAAUCUGCUUCAACGGACUUGGGCACAACUGAUGUAGUUCUUGGCCGGGUCUUGGAAAUAACAGAUCUGCCAGAGGGCAUCACUCGAGCAGAAGCUGGAAAGCUUUUUACACAGCUGGCAAUGUCCGGGGCCAAAAUCCAGUGGCUGAGAGACGCUCAAUGUCAUAAUCAAGGGCCCAAUGGUGACAACAAUGGACCUACAGAAAAUGGCCGCCAAACCCACAACAGUGAUCUGGCAGCAUUUUACACCAUUGUGGCAGUCUUCCCAAGCACCACAGCAGCACAGAAUGCCUCAAUACAGCUUAAUAACCCAAUCAGCCGCUUCAAAUUGCGUAGCAUCAAGAAGAACUAUGAUUUACGCAUACUAGAACGUGCCAGCUCCCAAUAGCAUGUGGAAAAGGGUGGGAGAGGUGUGAGAAAAUCGGCAAGAAGACAGAGAAGGGGGAAAAUAGACUUCUUACUCCCCCCUUUUUUUAUCACUCUCUUGCCUUCUUCUCUUUCCUGCCCCAAAAAAUAGAAGCACACUGGACUUAUACAGCCUCUCCCUUCCCCAGUUCUGUUUACUUCUUUCGUCCUUGUUUUUUGCCAGUCCCUUUCACUUGCUUCUCUUGGCUCACUUUGUUUUGUCAUGGGUGACUAAUUCUAGUUAUCAAGAGUCAUAAACCGGGUAGCAAUUAUAAAGUUACUCUCCCAAUCUUUCAGCCAUAUUCACAUUCUGUAAUAUAAAAAUAAGGAUACAAAUAAUAUUUCACAAAAGUUAGAAUUUCAUAUCAAGUGUGCACAUUUAUUCACCUGAAAUGAAUGAAUGAAACUUUUGUACUCUAGAUCUGAAAGGCUCUCUAGUGGAUCUUUUGUGCAGUUUCUUGUUGGAAGCAGCAGGAGUAAUCUAGUUUGAGUGCCACCUCCAUACAAUUUUGAAUACAGAAGCAGUAAAAUAUGCAGCAUUUUGGUUGAGCUGAAAAUGCAAUGAAUAAUGGUACAUAUUCUUUCUGUACGCCCGCCCAUUUUCCCCCUAUAGUGACAAAAAAUUUGUUAACAAGACUACUGGUAAAACAAAAGAGAGGAAAAAGGAAUUUAUCCAAAUACCACAUUUAUGCUGUAUUGCAAAUGGCACCAAAUCUUCCAGUGACUUACAAACACAUGAACAUGUGUUGCUUAAAAAGUCUCAAUUAAUUAUAUUUUUGUUGUAUACUCCUUAGACCACUGUGUGUGUUCAGUAUGUGUGUGAAUAGGCCUUGUCCUAGCUCUAGGACUCGUUCCGGAUGUUUUAGCCACACCUGCUGAUCUUCUAGAAUGCAUUCCGUCCUGUGACUUCCUACCGAUACAAUACAAGGACUGAUACAAAACAUAUUUGAAGGAGUGGGGAUCCAUCUGUUGUGACUUUGUGUGUAGUUGGCAGACAAAGCCAAUAGAUGUGGCCUAUGCGGUGUACCAACCAAACCUCAGUGUCUGAGACUAGGAGUCUUUCACACACAAACCGUAUACACAGGGUGUUCUAAGACUAUGGUUUGUCUCACCCACAUCAUAUUUUACAAACAAGACACUUUGUGAGAAUUUAACUGUAACACUCUGUUUUUAGUUGUUUUUUUUCAGGCAAGAGUGUGGGACAGCAUUAUCUGUCUUACCCAGUUAUCUGCUAUACUCUAUGCAGGGUGCUUGACCCAAACCCAUGGAGAAUGCAACCCUUAUGGAGUGAUAGUAAGUGCAAAUGGUGCUAAAAGGGACACCGUUUUAGAGGUAUCUGUAUGUAGUUGAAAAAAAAACAACAACAAAACAAGCUUUUAGAAACAGGCUCAAUUAAAAGGAGGGGACUACACUGUGUACCCCCUGGGUAUCUCCCAACAACUUCAAUAACAGACAAUGCCACUAAAGUGCUACUCUGCACAUCCUCAUGUCUGAAAUAAAGUCUGCUGAAACCAUAGUGGUGGAAGUCCUGGCUUCAUACUAAUGCUGCCUUGCCAGUGACCCUGGAACUAGAGUUGUACACCCCAAAUCUCUAUCCGUUUCCACUCUUGGCUCAUUCACAGCUUCUCGCACAUUAUUUCACUCUAACCUCGAAAUCAACUUUAUUGAUGCCUUUCCUUUUAGACUUUGUCUUUUGCACUUUUCAAGUUCAUGUACAUUUUUUCCUUCAUUUGUAGUUUUUCCUUUUCUUUUCCUCUCUUUUCCUUCACAUCAUUGUGUUCAUCAAUUCUGACCUCUCCUCCGGGUCUCUUGUUUUUAUUCUUCUUCUCCCUUUAUUUGUUUCAUAUCUUGCACCCAUUUCUCUACCUUGUAGGCAUUAUUCUGACUAAAGCGAUGAAACCUGUUACCCCCACCUAGCUCCUGUUUAAAGAAACAUUGACCCAUUUGUUGAUCAAGAGUUUAGAUUCUCUGCACCAGGUACCAAGCUGCCACAUGCUGAAGGAAGAGACAGAGAAAAAUUACUUUUUUUGCCCAGAGUGGAAAAUCGACCUUUUAUUUCUUUUUCUUGGAGUUGGUUGUCCCUGAACAUUGUAAAGUUUUUUUUUUUCUUUGAUGCUUGUGAGAGUACAUUAACAUGGGUAUUUAUUUGCACAGAUGGGCUGUACUCACUGUAAAUUUUAUUUAAUCCAAUUUUGUUUUUAAAUAUGGAAAAAAAAGUAUGUGUCACAUUAAAAACAAGUGUGUCCUUUU